AUGUCCGGUAUAAUCGGCGCACAAAACCGCUUCGGCCGAGACUUCAACAACCCCGACGCCGCAAUGCAGGGCGACAUCACUGCGCUGUAUGAUAUCAGCUGCGUGGUGGGCUCGAUAGUCUGCUACUUCAUCGGGGAGCGGUUCGGACGCCGCACGAUACUCAUGGCCGGUGGGGCGCUCAUGGUGCUCGGAACGUGUACCAGAGUGAAUGCUCGCCGGCGCGGAUCCGGGGGGGCGCUACUCACCCUCCAGGGGACGGUUACGAUUCUGGGGGUCGUGAUUGCCUAUUGGAUGGACUACGGGACCAGCUUCACCGAGUCCUCGUUCCAAUGGCGCUUCCCCCUCUCCUUCCAGUCCGUCUUCGCCCCCUGCCUCAUCCUCCAGGUCAUCGGCCUCCCCGAGACUCCCCGCUGGCUGGUCCAGCACGACCGGCACGAGGAGGCGCGUGCCGUCAUCGCCGCGAUAGAAGACAAGCCGCUCGCAGACGAGACCCGGCCCCUCAAAUUCGCCGAGCUCUUCACCGUCGGCGAGACGCAGAACCUCCGCCGCCUGCUCCUCACCAUCUCCAUCGAGCUGGGCCAGCAGUUCACCGGCUCCAACAUGAUCAACUACUACGCCCCCGUCCUCUUCCAGCAGAACAUGCACAUGAGCCGCAACCUGGCGCUCGUGCUCGGCGGGCCUGUGCCUGUGUUUCGUGAUGGUUUUCGAUUCUCCUCUCGCUGGACCCUGUUCUAUGGGGUGGGCUGGUUGCCUGUGCCGUGGUUCUAUCCGGCGGAGAUCAAUACCACGCGGGUGCGCACGAAGAUGCAGGCGAUUGCGUCCGGGUGGAACUGGAUGGCUGUUUUUGCGGUGCUGAAUGCCGCCUUCAUCCCCAUGGUCUACUGCUUCUAUCCUGAAACGAAGGGCCUGGAGGAUAUCCCGCUACUCUUUGCCAAGGGGGGAGUUACAGGGGAUGUCUUGACGUCCAAGGGAGGCCGGACUGUGACGCCGGGGCAGCAUGCUCGAGAUGUUCAGGUAGACAGGAAGGUGGAAGUGCGGGAGAUGGAAACGGCAGCUUAA
Aspergillus viridinutans is the source of this 1059-nucleotide messenger RNA. RefSeq lists its product as uncharacterized. Gene Ontology annotation, cellular component: membrane. Gene Ontology annotation, biological process: transmembrane transport; carbohydrate transport. The record is from RefSeq and is a predicted model, not a curated record. Gene Ontology annotation, molecular function: carbohydrate:proton symporter activity. Lineage: Eukaryota; Fungi; Ascomycota; Eurotiomycetes; Eurotiales; Aspergillaceae. The transcript has 5 exons. The coding region runs from base 1 to 1059 and encodes 352 amino acids.